Molecule: messenger RNA, 1617 nt
Organism: Kickxella alabastrina
Lineage: Eukaryota; Fungi; Kickxellomycota; Kickxellomycetes; Kickxellales; Kickxellaceae
Exons: 1
Coding region: 192-1568 (458 amino acids)
Source: RefSeq, a predicted model, not a curated record
CUUCCCUGUCUUCAUUAUAAUAAUUUAUCAAUUUUUAUUUCUAUAUAUAUUUAACUGGCAAAUUUAUUUGUUUACUUUUUUACAUUAAAUAUUAUUUUGUAUUAGACCACAGACUCUAGCUCUACUUCUUAUUAUUGCAUUAUUACGAUUUUUGGAUACCACCAAACGCUCCAACACUAUAUUUUUUAGAGAUGGGCAACCACUUGUCUUUCACAGUUACUGAGAGUGAGCUGAUGCGUCCUAUUUUUGCCAAGGAGAUGAGUGCCUCAUUGGACCCGCGAGGCAAGGCAGACGCUAUCAUGGUGGUUGUCAUUGCGACAGUUUAUGCCUUCAACUUUUUGGCAGUAAUUUAUAUGCUGUGGCAUAGAAACUACCCACCACUCAAGUCCAAAAACGUGAUCAUCAUGGCGUUCAUUUUUGUCGUCUCUGCCGUGUGGUACGUUGGAGAUCUGCAGGCCAACGGGCAUAUUCCGCUGGCAAACUCGGGCUUGACCAAUUGCAAGGCCUAUGGCCUCUGGAUGCGUAUCCUUCUGGGCGCGUGCGGCAUGUGCUCGCUGAUCGCGCUGAGGGCGUACGGACUGUACCGCGUUUUCAUACUCAAUCUGCCCUACCACAGCCUAGGUCUUUACGCGCCGUUUGCCCUCUACUGGCUGAGCGCACUGGUUGUAGGAUUGAUUUCGCAGUUUCUUGAUCCCAAGAUUACAACCGAGUUUGUUGAGCCUCUCGACCUCUGUGACUUUCACUCGGGAUUCAAGGGGGCACUGUACGCGUUCAUAUGGUCAAGCGUGUUUAUUGUAAUAUUUGUCCACUGGAAAAUUCGCAAUAUCAAGAGUUCGUUCAAUGAAAGCCGCGAGAUGCUGAUUACCUGCUCAAUCAUAUGUGGCGUGCUCUUGUACGCAACCAUCAUGAACUACCUGCGUCCAAUGUAUCCGUUAGACGUCCGCCUGCGGAUAAUCAACACGUCCCUGGAUCAUCUGGCGGCCAACUCGCUGUGGUGGCUCAUCAUGGGUGUGCCAUUGUACAAAUGCCUGUUCAACCGAUCGCUGUACCUCGAACUCUGGAUUAACAAGCUGCGCAGGGACGGGCUGCAAAGGGAAUACAAUGUCAACCCAAAUACAAUGUCCACCAACGCUCAUAGCUCGCUGCUGGUGAUAACUACGACUGGAGGCCCUAAUGACGCCAAAUUUUACAAGAUGGACAACAACGUCUACGAGAGCAAAGACUUUAACCCCAAGGAAUAUGCACACACCAGUAUCUCCAAAUCCAUUGAAAGCACCAUGAUUCCUAAUGACGCUAACAAUAAUAACCAGGUUAUUCGGUCACCGACUGCAGAUGGUCGCUUCCACAAGGCUAUACCGACGGAUACGGUUUAUGAUUCGCCAUUUACCUACAAUUUGUGCGUCGACAGCAUUUCACCAAAUACUCGCUCAGGUUCUUCCAGAAUUGCCUCGCGACUGUACACGCCAAUGUCCUUACCCGAAGAGACACUCCAGGCGCCUACCAAACUGAACGAUGCCUACAUCAGGCACUUGGACUAUGUCGAUUCUCCUGAGCGUCACCUUGUCUAAUUUUUUUUUAGUUUUUCGAUGAUAAAACAAAUCAUUUAAACUGGAAAAC